AUGGAUAACAUUACUCCUACGAAGCCGAAGGUUUUAACAGUUUCUGCGAGUCAGUUAUUGUUGAGGGACAUUAAGGACUCUUAUGAUUGGUUGGCAAGCCGGAAGUCGGUGGAUGUUCGAUCACUGAAGGCAUUUGAGAAGAUGCUUGUCAACGGCAUCGAAUUAAUUAAGUCGAGUCUUAACAACGUGAAUGCAACGAUUGAAACUAAAGCGAAAAAGAAAAUCAAGGCCGAAGAAGAGCACCAAGAAUUCAUAAAGAUAUUAGAGCAAUGCCAGCAAGACCAACAAACACAGUUAGUCCAAUUAAACAAGCAACUGCAGAUCGGGCUACAACAUUCAGACCACUUGGCCACCAAAUAUCAAGACCGGUGGUCCGUUGGACCGAUCAUUGUUAAUAAGCUACGGGAAUGCGAACACCUAACAGCGCUUGCCUGCCAGGAUUUUCUUGAAGGUCUUGAAUAA
Gregarina niphandrodes is the source of this 462-nucleotide messenger RNA. RefSeq lists its product as hypothetical. NCBI's taxonomy places the organism in Eukaryota, Apicomplexa, Conoidasida, Eugregarinorida, Gregarinidae. Bases 1 to 462 code for a protein of 153 amino acids. The transcript has a single exon. The record is from RefSeq and is a predicted model, not a curated record.